AUGACCGGCAUUGCAGCAAGGCUGACUCCUGAUGAAAUCGCCGCAAUGCAGGAUAAGCCUGGAUUUGUGGCGGCUCACCCAGAGCAAAUAUACAGCCUCCAGACAACGCACAGCCCCCAGUUCUUGGGCUUACCACUGCAUCAAGGAUCUUUCAAUGGUUCAACUAUGGGAAAGGGAAUUAUCAUUUGCGUUAUCGUAAUGGGUGUAACGCCAGACCACCCUGCAUUCGGUGUUUGGAAACCCGACCACGCCUGUGGUUACUUCUUUCUCUUCAAGAGGCCCGAGCUUGGUUUCCCUGGGAAUUCUGAAGCCAGACAUUAUUGGUCCUGGGCCAUAUUAGCAACAUAUUACUUCGACAUUCUUUUUGGCACUUCCAUGUCUUGUCCUCACCUCAGCGGCAUCACGGCUUUGAUAAAGGGUGUUCAUCCGGACUGGUCUGCAGCAGCGAUCAAAUCGGCUACCAUGACUUCAGCUAAGCAGCUGAACAUCAAUCAAAACCCGAUCCUGGACAAAAGGCUUCAAGCCGCGGAUGUCUUUGCCAUCGAAGCAGGCCAUGUUGAUCCUGUAAAGGCCAUUGACCCUAGAUUCAUUUACGACAUUCAGCCUGACGAUUACAUUCCUUAUCUCUGUGGUCUGGAAUACACCGACAAGCAGGUGGCUACAAUUGCUCACAAACUAGUGAAAUGCUCGGGAGUUUCUAGCAUUCCUGAGGGAGAGCUGAACUACCCCUCAUUUUCGGUCACCCUUGGACCUUCAUAG
Messenger RNA from Syzygium oleosum, 759 nucleotides. RefSeq names its product subtilisin-like protease 3. Gene Ontology annotation, molecular function: serine-type endopeptidase activity. Gene Ontology annotation, biological process: proteolysis. NCBI's taxonomy places the organism in Eukaryota, Viridiplantae, Streptophyta, Magnoliopsida, Myrtales, Myrtaceae. Bases 1 to 759 code for a protein of 252 amino acids. The transcript is spliced from 2 exons. The record is from RefSeq and is a predicted model, not a curated record.